CUAGCCCGCCUUGGCUCGCUUAGCGAUGCGCCCACCUCAAUAUCGUCGCCGCCUCGAACUUUUUUCGACUCUUCAACUCCUCGUUCAACUAACCCGACUUAUCAGAAAAGACAGACCACCUCUCGCACUAGCCAUGCCUCCCAAGUUCGAUCCCUCCGAGGUUAAGGUCAUCCACCUCCGUGCGACCGGUGGUGAAGUCGGUGCCUCCUCCGCCCUUGCCCCCAAGAUCGGUCCUCUCGGUCUCUCGCCCAAGAAGGUCGGUGAAGAUAUCGCCAAGGCCACUGGCGACUGGAAGGGUCUCCGCGUCACCGUCAAGUUGACCAUCCAGAACCGUCAGGCCGCCGUCUCCGUCGUUCCCUCCGCCUCUUCCCUUGUCAUCAAGGCCCUCAAGGAGCCUCCCAGGGACCGCAAGAAGGAGAAGAACAUCAAGCACACCAAGUCCAUUCCCCUUGACGAGAUCAUCUCCAUUGCCAGGACCAUGCGCUUCAAGUCUAUGGCCAAGUCCCUCGAGGGUACCGUUCUUGAGAUCCUCGGAACUGCUUUCUCCACCGGCUGCCAGGUUGACGGCCGCAGCCCCAAGGCUGUCCAGGAGGACAUCCACUCCGGCGAGAUCGAGAUCCCUGAGGAGUAAAUGUUUGCACAUCGAUAAAACGGUGCAUGACAGACAUGAUUGGAUGAUUUACGCCAUAGAUGGUUUACAUAGCUGAAUGAGCAGUACGUCUCCAACACAGAGCUCCAGUUCAACUGGUGGGACAUGUCCAGCUACGGCGUUCGAGGUGUCUGAAACAAAAGUGACCUUGGCAUAAGGCAAUACGAUACCCAUUUUGUCGACUCCAACUCGUUAUCUUGAUGCGUGAUGUAACGUUGUUUCUGUGUAUAUCUGCAGCUUAGCCUCUUGGAGUGGAGGCUUCAACGAUUCUAUGAUCCGUACCUACGGCUGUAUGUCUCCAGUAAAUUCUUACUUAGGAUAGAGAUCAGAUUGUUCGAAAUUGCAUCUAUGUAUUAAGUCUGCGCAAACCUCGUGUCGAAAUUUGGAUCAAGAUGCGCUAAACCCUUUGCGGUUUAUCGAUAAAGAUAUGUUCGGUCGCAAAAAGUUCAAGGUAACGAAC
This is a messenger RNA of Boeremia exigua, 1109 nucleotides long. Its product is annotated as ribosomal protein L11. Bases 26 to 631 code for a protein of 201 amino acids. The record is from RefSeq and is a predicted model, not a curated record. Lineage: Eukaryota; Fungi; Ascomycota; Dothideomycetes; Pleosporales; Didymellaceae. Gene Ontology annotation, biological process: translation. Gene Ontology annotation, molecular function: structural constituent of ribosome; large ribosomal subunit rRNA binding. The transcript has 3 exons. Gene Ontology annotation, cellular component: ribosome; cytosolic large ribosomal subunit.